Molecule: messenger RNA, 1563 nt
Organism: Pelobates cultripes (western spadefoot toad)
Lineage: Eukaryota; Metazoa; Chordata; Amphibia; Anura; Pelobatidae
Source: the annotation of a GenBank genome assembly
AUGCAGACAGAGUGGCUGCCAAGCAAGCCAGACGCAGGCAGAGUGGCUGCCAAGCAAUCCAGACGCAGGCAGAGUGGCUGCCAAGCAAGCCAGAAGCAGGCAGAGUGGCUCCCAAGCAAUCCAAAUGCAGGCAGAGUGGCUCUCAAGCAAGCCAGAAGCAGGCAGAGUGGCUGCCAAGCAAGCCAGAAGCAGGCAGAGUGGCUGCCAAGCAAGCCAGAUGCAGGCAAAGUGGCUCCCAAGCAAUCCAAAUGCAGGCAGAGUGGCUCUCAAGCAAGCCAGACGCAGGCAGAGUGGCUGCCAAGCAAGCCAGAAGCAGGCAGAGUGGCUGCCAAGCAAGCCAGAUGCAGGCAAAGUGGCUUCCAAGCAAUCCAAAUGCAGGCAGAGUGGCUGCGAAGCAAGCCAGACGCAGGCAGAGUGGCUGCCAAGCAAGCCAGACUCAGGCAGAGUGGCUGCCAAGCAAGCCAGACGCAGGCAGAGUGGCUGCCAAGCAAGCCAGAAGCAGGCAGAGUGGCUGCCAAGCAAGCCAGAAGAAGGCAUAGUGGCUGCCAAGCAAGCCAGAAGCAGACAGAGUGGCUGCCAAGCAAGCCAGAUGCAGGCAGAGUGGCUGCCAAGCAAGCCAGAUGCAGGCAAAGUGGCUCCCAAGCAAUCCAAAUGCAGGCAGAGUGGCUGCCAAGCAAGCCAGAAGCAGGCAGAGUGGCUGCCAAGCAAGCCAGAUGCAGGCAGAGUGGCUGCCAAGCAAGCCAGACGCAGGCAGAGUGGCUGCCAAGCAAGCCAGACGCAGGCAGAGUGGCUGCCAAGCAAGCCAGAAGCAGGCAGAGUGGCUGCCAAGCAAUCCAGACGCAGGCAGAGUGGCUGCCAAGCAAGCCAGAAGCAGGCAGAGUGGCUGCCAAGCAAGCCAGAGCAGGCAAAGUGGCUCCCAAGCAAUCCAAAGCAGGCAGAGUGGCUGCCAAGCAAGCCAGAUGCAGGCAGAGUGGCUGCCAAGCAAGCCAGAUGCAGGCAAAGUGGCUCCCAAGCAAUCCAAAUGCAGGCAGAGUGGCUGCCAAGCAAGCCAGAAGCAGGCAGAGUGGCUGCCAAGCAAGCCAGACGCAGGCAGAGUGGCUGCCAAGCAAGCCAGACGCAGGCAGAGUGGCUGCCAAGCAAGCCAGACGCAGGCAGAGUGGCUGCCAAGCAAGCCAGACGCAGGCAGAGUGGCUGCCAAGCAAGCCAGACGCAGUCAAAGUGGCUGCCAAGCCAUCCAAAUGCAGGCAGAAUGGCUGCCAAGCAAGCCAGAAGCAGGCAGAGUGGCUGCCAAGCAAGCCAGAUGCAGGCAGAGUGGCUGCCAAGCAAGCCAGACGCAGGCAGAGUGGCUGCCAAGCAAGCCAGAUGCAGGCAGAGUGGCUGCCAAGCAAGCCAGAUGCAGGCAAAGUGGCUGCCAAGCAAUCCAAAUGCAGGCAGAAUGGCUGCCAAGCAAGCCAGAAGCAGGCAGAGUGGCUGCCAAGCAAGCCAGAUGCAGGCAAAGUGGCUGCCAAGCAAUCCAAAUGCAGGCAGAGAGGCUGCCAAGCAAGCCAGAUGCAGGGAGAGUGA